Molecule: messenger RNA, 3006 nt
Organism: Aspergillus aculeatus ATCC 16872
Lineage: Eukaryota; Fungi; Ascomycota; Eurotiomycetes; Eurotiales; Aspergillaceae
Product: DEAD/DEAH box helicase
Exons: 4
Biological process (GO): reciprocal meiotic recombination; double-strand break repair via homologous recombination
Cellular component (GO): nucleus
Molecular function (GO): ATP binding; DNA translocase activity; ATP-dependent chromatin remodeler activity
Source: RefSeq, a predicted model, not a curated record
AUGGUCUUCAAACCUUUCAAAUCGCCUUUAAUCCGCAAGCCCGUUCCAUCUUCUCCUGCGACGACCACCAAACCCGCUCCCGAUGCUCCCGCUACAGCUCCUGCCCCCACAGCCGACGCCUCGGAAACCACAGACCCCACGGGGGAGCCACCGACGAAAAAACCGCGCCUCCAUCUGGAUCACACGAAUGAUACAUCAGAGGCGAAAAGGGAGGGACAAGAAGGUGCGUGGGUCGGUGCCGGGACGGGUAGUGAAGACGGAAAGGCGACGAUGGGGCAGGUCCGAGAGAGGUAUUUUACUGUUUUGUGGCGCAAACUAACGACCAAGAAAAACAAAACCUGGGAUGGCGAUGGGAUCAUCAAGGUCCGAGAUGGGUAUGCAUAUAUGUUUGAUCAUGCCUCCGGGAAGGACAUGGGGCGCGGGAUGGUAUCGCAGACCCGGUCGUUGGAGGCGGGCGUGAUGUUAUCGGUUGCGGGGAAGGAGGUCGAGAUUGAUUGUGAGGUCUCUAGGGGAGAGUAUCUGACUGGAAGGGGUCUGUCAGGUACUGAGGAGGGGAAAUCGGUCGUGAAGACUAAUGCUGCUGUUACGAAUACUCCGGCAACAGCAGCGGUUGGGAAGGCUUCUGUGUCGGUUCGGAGCGCAGGCAUCAACACUAAGCGGGAGAUGGGCAAGGAGGAUGAGUCUUCCAAACUGAGUCCCAUCCGGAUUGCGAACCCGGCGUCUAGGAAGGGUGGCAUUUCUGGAGUGUAUAAGAGACCACUGCUGGAUUCUACAAUGAUACCACAGACUUCCGCCUCGACAGAGAUGCCAGUUCCCCGGCAUGACCCGACGCAGACGGGUGCGUUGGUCAUGAAACGCCCGGAUUCUGUGCCCAACGGCAAGAGAGUCGUUGAUGUGGUCGUCGAUCCGAUCUUGGCGAAACAUCUCCGGCCGCAUCAACGCGAGGGAGUUCAGUUCCUUUACGAGUGUGUCAUGGGGAUGCGUUCGUUCAAUGGCGAAGGCGCGAUUCUGGCGGACGACAUGGGCCUAGGCAAAACGCUGCAGACCAUCACCCUCUUGUGGACGCUGCUGAAGCAGAAUCCCGUCUAUGGGAAUUCCCCAGUCGUGAAGAAGGCGCUCAUCGUCUGUCCGGUGACGCUGAUCAGUAACUGGCGCAAGGAGUUUCGCAAGUGGCUCGGCAAUGAACGCAUCGGGGUCUUCGUUUUCGACGAUAAGCGCAAGCGACUGACAGAUUUCACCAAGGGCAAGGCGUACAGUGUCAUGAUAGUGGGUUACGAGAAAUUGAGGACGGUACAGGAGGGACUGGCCAGAGGCAGUGGCGUCGAUAUCAUCAUUGCGGAUGAAGGACAUCGCUUGAAGACCCUCCAGAAUAAGAGUGGACAGGCCAUUCAGUCCUUGAAUGCCACAAAGCGAGUCAUCCUAUCUGGAACCCCGAUCCAGAACGAUCUCAAGGAAUUCUUCGCCGCCGUUGACCUCGUCAACCCGGGCGUCUUGGGUACUUUCAAAGCCUUCAUCAAGGAGUUUGAAAUUCCCAUUGUCAAGAGCAGACAACCCGAAGCCACUGAGGAGGACAUCGAGAAGGGCGAAGCCCGCAAUGAGGAGCUUCGCGAGCUCACCUCCAAGUUCAUGCUGCGCCGCACGGCCGAAAUUCUGGCCAAAUACCUCCCGCCUAAGUCCGAGUACGUCCUCUUUUGCAAUCCGACGCGCACGCAAGCCAGCAUCUACCAGAACGUGCUGGCGUCGCCCAUCUUCCAGAGCGUGAUCGGCAAUUCCGAGAGCGCGCUGCAGCUCAUCACCAUCCUCAAGAAGCUCUGCAACAGCCCGUCACUCCUCUCGCCUAGGGCUAACGAAGACAAGGAGAGCUCCCCUAAUUCGACCAUCGCCGCGCUGCUCUCCUCCCUCCCUCCCAAUCUCCUCCGACACUUCUCCCCGUCAUCGAGCGCCAAGAUCCGCGUUCUCGACCAGCUCCUCCACCAUCUCCGCACCUCGUCCCGCGCAGAAAAGAUCGUCCUUGUCUCGAACUAUACCUCAACCCUCAACCUUCUCGCCACCCUCCUAUCGUCCCUCUCACUACCCUUCCUCCGCCUCGACGGCUCCACCCCAGCCCAGAAACGUCACUCCCUCGUCGAGGAUUUCAACCGUCUUCCCUCGGACCUCUGCUUCGCGUUUCUCCUGUCCGCCAAAGCCGGUGGCACGGGGCUGAACCUCAUCGGCGCCAGCCGCCUGGUGCUCUUCGACGUCGACUGGAACCCGGCCACCGACAUCCAAGCAAUGGCGCGCAUCCACCGUGACGGACAGAAGCGGCCGUGUCGGAUCUACCGUAUCUUGUUGAAGGGGAGUCUCGAGGAAAAGAUCUGGCAACGGCAGGUGACGAAGUUGGGUCUGGCGGACAGCGUGAUGACGACGACGGCGUCGAAUAGUGCCGGUGCUGCCUCAUCGUCAUCAAUGGCACAGUUUUCGCGUGACGAGCUCCGGGAUUUAUUCCGACUAGAUGAGGAGAGUCGAUGUCAGACGCAUAUGUUGUUAGGAUGUGAAUGCGGAGGUACUGGUCAACAGCAACAAGAACAAGCGUCUCCUGAGGCGGCGGAUAAUGAUGAGGUGGGAGUAGAAGUGGAGGAGGGGGAUACCGUCCCGCCGUCUGACGAGGAAGCAGAAGAAGACGCAGAUGCAGAGGAAUUCCCCGACAUUCCUACCCUCAUCAAGGCCUCGCAGCUCGACAUGGAGAAACAGGAGCAGAUAAUUAGUACCUCAAACACGCGCAGGACUUCCUCCCGCCGGUCUUUCCGCCGUCAAGCCCCAAAACCUACCUCCCAGAAACAGAGGAUGAAGCAGUCCCUCGCGCAGUACCGCCACAUCGACCCCUACCACCUCACCGCCCCGGCCGACGACGACGAGGCGAAAUCCCUGGACGUCGUGGCGAUGGAAUCUGUCAUUGACGAUGAUGUCCUUGUUGCAAUGUUGCGUGAUGAGGGGAAUCGAGUGGGGUAUAUCUUUAAGAAGUCGAGC